This is a messenger RNA of Clavispora lusitaniae ATCC 42720, 999 nucleotides long. RefSeq lists its product as uncharacterized. Lineage: Eukaryota; Fungi; Ascomycota; Pichiomycetes; Serinales; Metschnikowiaceae. The record is from RefSeq and is a predicted model, not a curated record.
AUGAGUACCUCAUCCGAAUAUCUGGACCUGGAAACGUCUUUUGACAAGAAUGGGAUUUUCUCUUCAAUAACACACCACAAUGAAGUAGGACAAGUUUUCUUCUCCAAAAGAGUUGAAAUCUGUGAAAGAGAAGACGUCUUUUGCCAUGCUUCAGCUCUUGAGUAUCGUUUGGCUCUCAUAAAGAAGAAGUUUGCCCAUUUGGUGAUUGAGUAUCCUCCUCCUAAACAAUGUGCUGCUAAUUCUAAUACGGGAGACAUAAGAAAUCCGUUUUGUCUUACGCAAGUGUUGGAUGUCUUACGUCAAACCCACAAGCUCAUCAAAGAAAGCGCUUCUUCCUAUAAGUGGGUGGGUCUCUGUCUACGGACAUGGGAAAAACAGUUUGGGGAAGAAUUCAAAAAGUACAGAGUUUUUCGUACAAAAGUGGCUGCGGCCCAUUGGGCUCUCUUUGAUGACAUCAAAUAUGAUGGCAGUAUUGCUGAAGAUUCCUUUUAUCGUUCCCCUUUUAAGCUCCAGAAAGUAAUCGACAGCCGAGGCGAGAUCUUGGGCGAAGCAAAAAAAUUACAAGACCGCUUCAGGGUGUUUUUGAUGCAGACAGAAUCUUUGUAUGCUCAUUUCGACUAUGCCAGACGCUUGGACGGUCUCUUAGAUUUGAAUUAUGAGUACCUCUGUCAAAUCUCUUAUGAGGCUUGCUCGGAAUGUUAUCACCAAAAGCUCAAUGGCUCAACAAAUUACAGAUGUAUGCAUCAAGCGCAGUCGCCUAUUCAGAAAGCACUCCGAGCGGUGGUCCAGGCCCAUUUAUAUUCACCGUCUCCUGUAUUUCUUUUAGAAGACUUUCGGAAUCUAGUCGCAUGUUUGCAAAUAAUGGUAAAUGGGGUAGCACAUGCACAGCAUAUUUUGAUUACAGACUAUGCAGAGGUCUUGUUGCCGAUUAAGGUUCUCUUGGAUGCAAAAAUCAAAGAAGAAAAACUAGAGCUACAAAGGUUGGUUAAGUUAUUCUGA